Drosophila guanche is the source of this 2462-nucleotide messenger RNA. It is a transcript of the gene ABCB7, whose product is annotated as ATP-binding cassette sub-family B member 7, mitochondrial. Gene Ontology annotation, molecular function: ABC-type transporter activity; ATP binding; ATP hydrolysis activity. The transcript has 6 exons. Gene Ontology annotation, cellular component: mitochondrial inner membrane. The coding region runs from base 82 to 2298 and encodes 738 amino acids. Lineage: Eukaryota; Metazoa; Arthropoda; Insecta; Diptera; Drosophilidae. The record is from RefSeq and is a predicted model, not a curated record. Gene Ontology annotation, biological process: transmembrane transport; intracellular iron ion homeostasis.
AUUCUCGGCAGGGCUGUAAAACUGAUCACAUAAACAUAGGGUCGUCGACACUUAGAUUGGAUUUAUUUUGGCAAUAAAGUGAUGGCUGGACUUUUACACCUGACGAAAUUGUGCAGCAAGAAUCUCCCCUCCGCCAGUGGCCACGCGACAUGCUACAGACUUGCUAAGGGAAGCCAUCACGUGCAAUCGAGAGUGCUUUACUCGUCGCUGGCCAACGUUGACGAUAAUGCAAAGCGAAAAAAGAUUACGCCAUUUACGCCCACGCCUGGGAGUAAGCUGCUGGGUGGAGUGUUUGGCAAGAAGGCCAAAGGUGCAGCCCCAGCAGCAGCAGUGGCAGCAGCAGCAGCGACAACAACGCUACAACAUCGGCAACGACUUCAAGUACAACAAUCUCGACAAUGUCACGUUCAUAUAGGGGGCAGCAGCGAUGGCGGCUCUGGCUUGGGCAAGCUGGAUGCACCGGAGGUGACCUCACAGGAUAUGAUGCGAGCGAUGAUGGCAUACAUUUGGCCCAAGGAGGAUCCCAUGGUGCGCAAACGCGUGGGCAUAUCUCUGGGUCUGCUGGCUGGCUCCAAGCUGCUGACUGUUUGCGUUCCUUUUCUGUUCAAAGGCGCUGUGGACACCAUGACGACUCUGAAUAUGGACACGGCACCAGAUGCGGUGCUAUCCACAGCCACAGCGCUGCUCUUGGGAUAUGGCAUUGCCAGAGCGAGUGCCGCUGGCUUUAAUGAACUUCGCAAUGCUGUCUUCGCGAAGGUGGCGCACCAUUCCAUAAGGAAGAUUGCCAGCAAUGUGUUUCUGCAUCUGCACAAUCUGGAUCUGGCUUUCCAUCUGAACAAGCAGACGGGCGCCCUGUCAAAGACCAUCGAUCGUGGCUCGCGCGGCAUCAACUUUGUGCUCUCCGCCAUGGUCUUUAACAUUGUGCCAACGAUCUUCGAGCUGGCGCUGGUGUCCAGCAUCUUGGGGAUCAAGUGUGGCCUGGCCUUUGCCGGUGUUAGCAUGGGCUGUGUGGGCAUCUAUGCGCUCUACACCCUGAGUGUCACGCAGUGGCGCACACGCUUCCGGGUCUACAUGAAUCAGGCGGAGAAUGAGGCAGGCAACAAGGCCGUGGACUCGCUGAUCAACUACGAGACGGUGAAGUACUUCAACAACGAGAAGUAUGAGGCUGGCUGCUACAACGAGGUGCUGAAGAAGUACGAGGCGGCCAGCUUGAAGACAAGCUCCAGCCUGGCGUUGCUUAACUUUGGCCAAAACGCAAUCUUCAGCAGUGCCCUCAGCUUGAUCAUGGUGCUGGCCGCCAAGGAGAUUGCCCAGGGCAACAUGACCGUGGGUGAUCUGGUCAUGGUCAACGCUCUGCUGUUUCAGCUGUCGAUUCCGCUCGGCUUUCUGGGCAGUGUGUACCGGGAGGUGCGACAGGCGCUACUCGACAUGCAGUCCAUGUUCACGCUGAUGAACGUCGACAGUCGCAUUCAGACGGCGCCCAAUGCCCAGCCUCUGUUCAUUGACAACAGCAACGCAUCGAUUGAGUUCCGCAACGUGAACUUUGAGUACGAGCCCGGCAAACCGAUCUUCAGGGAUCUUUCCUUCACGAUACCCGCUGGCAAGAACGUCGCCUUUGUGGGUGGCUCUGGCUCCGGCAAGUCCUCGAUGGUGCGCCUGCUAUUCCGUUUCUUUGAGCCCAACUCCGGCAAGGUGCUGAUUGGCGGCCAGGACAUCAGCUCUGUGGACUUGGACAGCCUGCGAAAAACGAUUGCCGUGGUGCCUCAGGACUCGGUGCUGUUCCACAACACCAUCGAGCACAACAUUCACUAUGGCAACCUGGCCAAGUCGCACGAGGAGGUGCAGAAUGCGGCACGCAUGGCCGAUCUGCACGAUUCCAUCAUGAGCUGGCCCGCAAAGUACAACACGCAGGUGGGAGAGCGUGGCCUGAAGUUGUCCGGUGGCGAGAAGCAGCGCGUGGCCAUAGCUCGUGCCAUACUCAAGAAUACGCCCAUUCUGAUCUUCGAUGAGGCGACCAGCAGUCUGGACUCCAUAACGGAGCAUAACAUUCUCCAAGCCUUGAGCCGCGCUACCUCGGGACGCACCAGCAUUUGCAUUGCCCACCGCCUGUCGACAGUCAAGGAUGCCGAUGAGAUUUUAGUGCUCGAGAAUGGCGGUGUGGGCGAGCGUGGCACGCACUCGCAACUGCUGAAGCAGAAUGGUCUGUAUGCCAGACUGUGGGAGACGCAGACGCAGCAAUUCGAUCCCAGUCGCCACACCGAAGACAACCAAGAGGCAAGGAGUAGCGCCCAAGCGUAGUGACAAGUUAAAGCCACAACGAAGUGUGUGUGUCCCUUGAUCGUUUAUUAUUCAUCUCUGACAGCGAAGAGAGAGAGAGAGAGAUUGUUCGUGGUUCGUUAUUAUUAGGCUGAAAGUAAUAUUGUGUGAGUGACAUUUGUAAAUACAAUUUGUAGUUAAGCGAA